AUGAGGAAAGGAUUGGGGAGGGACAAGGUCUUCGAAUCAGAGGAGACUGUGGUAAAGCUGCUCACCUAUAUUAGCCCACCCGAACCUGUUUUUGUUGGUGCUAUUGAUGCAUUAGUUAAGCCUGUGCCUGGACCAAUAAGGCCUGAAACUUCUUUGGAACGUAAUGCGAACAACAAUGAAGAUGGCAUGUGUGAUAAAGUAAUAGCUCCUUGUUUCAUGAGAACACAUGCCUCUGAUAGAAUGAGUGUGGUGGAUGAUGCCAAACCCACAAAUGCUAGGAAUACACAGCCAUCCAAAGCGUCAGUGAAGGAAGAAAGCAAGAUCCAAGUUUAUAGUCAAGGUGAAGACAUCUCAAACAGCACUGAUUCUUUUAAGCAAAGAGAAGAACUCGAAGAGCUGUAUGAAAAAUCAAAACUGAUUGGGUCUGAUGCUGUUGAUCCUCAAGCGUCAAAGAUUUUAUCUGUGCCACCGCCGAAACCACCUGAUCAAAGUGUUGCUGCAGGAGAGAAUUUUGCUUUUAUCAUUGUGAACCUUGGUGAAAUUGAAAUAUGCGAGAUCACUGAGUUUGAGUUUGUUUGGAACAGUAAUAUGAUGAUGGAGCCAAGUAAAGUUGUUCCAUUCUAUAAACUUGUGAGAAUACCAUAUGGGUUUUAUAUCCUUGGUCACUAUUGUCAACCUAGUAACAAACCUUUAUGGGGUUUUGUACUGAAAAAAAUUGAUAUGCCUAUUGAUUCUACUGCUUACUUUUGGCUACCUCAUCCUCCUAGAGGUUAUAAGGCUCUUGGGUACUUAGUUACUAACAUCCAUGACAAGCCCAAUGUAGAUGAAAUCAGUUGCGUUCGUGUUGGACUAACCGAUACAUGUGAACCUUACCACACAUUACUUGAUACUGGAUCUUUCACUCCUGAGUUUCCAUUUUGGAUUGGGAACUUGAGACCUUGUAACUGCAACAUGUUAGGAGCAGGAGUUUCAGUAGGGAAUUUUUUCUGCAAUAAUUUUUGUUGGAACAAGGGAGAAGAGUUACCUGUUGUGUGCUUGAAGAAUUUGAACCAAAUGCGCCCGGCAAUGCCACAAAUUAACCAAUUACAUGCGCUUAUAGAGCUUUACGGUCCUACUGUUUUCUUUCAUCCUGAGGAAGUUUACCUUCCUUUUUCUGUUGAUUGGCUUUUCAACAAUGGAUCCAUUUUGUAUCGAAAGGGCUUGUCUAAAGGCGAGGUUAUUGAUGAAGGUGGAUCAAAUUUUCCAGGCAGAGGAACAAAUGAUAGAGAAUUUUGGAUAGAGUUGCCGUAUGAUGAUAUUAGAAGAGAGUUUAUCAAACAUGGUGACUUGGAAAGUGCUAAGCUUUAUGUUCACGAGAAGCCAAUAAUUGGCGGAACAUUCAAUGACAUUGUUAUGUGGAUUUUCUGUCUUUUCAACGGAUCAUCUAUUUUGGAAUUUGGAAUUAAAAACAUGGCUUUUAGCAAAGUUGGUUCUCAUUUAGAUGAUUGA
Molecule: messenger RNA, 1488 nt
Organism: Vicia villosa (hairy vetch)
Lineage: Eukaryota; Viridiplantae; Streptophyta; Magnoliopsida; Fabales; Fabaceae
Exons: 3
Coding region: 1-1488 (495 amino acids)
Source: RefSeq, a predicted model, not a curated record